This is a messenger RNA of Achroia grisella, 804 nucleotides long. Its product is annotated as periaxin-like. The record is from RefSeq and is a predicted model, not a curated record. The transcript has 2 exons. Lineage: Eukaryota; Metazoa; Arthropoda; Insecta; Lepidoptera; Pyralidae. The coding region runs from base 1 to 804 and encodes 267 amino acids.
AUGCUGGCCACAGUUGGUGUGUUGGCGUGUUGGUGUGUUGGUCCUGGGGUUUAUUUAACGCCAAACACAGAUGUGUUGCCAGAGGAACCUCCUGAAGGUCAACUUGACAUUAAUUUGCCAGAAGAACCGCCUGAGGGUCAACUUGACAUUAAGUUGCCAGCAGAACCGCCUGAGAGUCAACUUGACAUUAAGUUGCCAGCAGAACCGCCUGAGGGUCAACUUGACAUUAAGUUGCCAGAGGAACCGGCUAAGGGUCAACUUGACAUUAAGUUGCCAGAGGAACCUCCUGAAGGUCAACUUGACAUUAAUUUGCCAGAAGAACCGCCUGAGGGUCAACUUGAUAUUAAGUUGCCAGCAGAACCGCCUGAGGGUCAACUUGACAUUAAGUUGCCAGAGGAACUGCCUAAGGGUCAACUUGACAUUAAGUUGCCAGAGGAACCGCCUGAAGGUCAAUUUGACAUUAAUUUGCCAGAAGAACCGCCUGAGGGUCAACUUGACAUUAAUUUGCCAGAAGAACCGCCUGAGGGUCAACUUGACAUUAAGUUGCCUGCAAAACCGCCUGAGGGUCAACUUGACAAUAAGUUGCCAGAGGAACCGCCUAAGGGUCAACUUGACAUUAAGUUGCCAGAAGAACCGCCUGAGGGUCAACUUGACAUUAAGUUGCCAGAAGAACCGCCUGAAGGUCAACUUGACAUUAAGUUGUCAGAGGAACCUCCUGAAGGUCAACUUGACAUUAAGUUGCCAGAAGAACCGCCUGAAGGUCAACUUGACAUUAAGUUGUCAGAAGAACCACAUGAAGGUUAA